CAUGCUUCCAGACCGCGAUGUUGUUCCUGAUCUUACCAGAGAUCUGUAAUGGCAGACGUUUUUGUCACUUUUGGUAACUUCGCCACGAAGUAGACAGCGAUCUAGUAGAUCAGCCCCGUCUUUGAUUUCCAUUCCCGUUUAUAAGUGUAGAGCCACAUACAAUCAGACUAAAGAAAAUCUUCUAGUAUCAUGGCAGACGCCGGCGGAGAGAUGGAAGUUCUGGUCCAGAACCUGCAGAUGAUGGGAUUUUCUGCCGAGCUGUCCCAGGCUGCGGCCCUUCUGUGUGGCAGUACCGACGUCGAGCGCGCUUUGGACUUGAUCGAGACCAUAUCAAAUGUAAAAAUGUCUGGGUCUGGAAACUUGUGAUGCAAGUCAGGGAAAAAUGCGCAUACUGUAAUGCACUGCCAAGCAUGACAAGUUUUUCCGUGGUUCAGAGUUGCGUACUCCGCAUGAGAAGCUGCGUUUUUGCAUGACAUGCAAGAGAAGCCUUUUGCGGCCACGCAAUACAGAGCUCAGAGUCAUGCCGGACUAGCAUGAGAAAUCCCGGAAUCUUCCAGACCCAGACAUUUUUACAUUUGAUAGACCACGCCCGCGGAGGCGUUGAUCGCCCAGGCCAAGUUCAAUCUGGCAGGAGCUGAUAACGACGAGGACGAGGACGAUGACGGACCCGAAUACAAGGCCGUUUUCGUGGUGCGCAAAGACUUGCAGAUGUCCCCUGGCAAAGUCGCGGCCCAGGUAGCGCACGCCGUCCUGGCACUAGUGCACCGUAAUCCCGCGCAAAACCAGCAGCAAGUCCAGGCGUGGCAGAUCACCGGUGAGAAGAUCGUCGUGUGCGAAUGUGCGGACGAGCAGGCAUUCGCAGAGCUCAAACGAAAGGCCCAGGAAUGCAAUGUCCUGUACGCAUCUUGUGUUGACGCGGGGCGAACGGAGGUGGCACCGGAGUCAGAGACCGUAGUCGGGUUUGGCCCGGCCCCGGAGGAGAUAGUAAACCAGGUCACCGGCAGACUCGCAUUGCUGAAGUAGUGGCCCUUAUUUUUGCAGAAAUCUUGACUCCGCGGAUAACGACAUAGCACGCUACGAGGAACAGUACAUAGC
Messenger RNA from Amoebophrya sp. A120, 1095 nucleotides. NCBI's taxonomy places the organism in Eukaryota, Dinophyceae, Syndiniales, Amoebophryaceae. The record is from the annotation of a GenBank genome assembly.